This is a messenger RNA of Poecile atricapillus (Black-capped chickadee), 2190 nucleotides long. Its product is annotated as homeobox protein vent1-like. Gene Ontology annotation, molecular function: RNA polymerase II cis-regulatory region sequence-specific DNA binding; DNA-binding transcription factor activity, RNA polymerase II-specific. Gene Ontology annotation, biological process: regulation of transcription by RNA polymerase II. The record is from RefSeq and is a predicted model, not a curated record. The coding region runs from base 1252 to 2103 and encodes 283 amino acids. The transcript is spliced from 2 exons. Lineage: Eukaryota; Metazoa; Chordata; Aves; Passeriformes; Paridae.
UGCAGCCAGAGUGGCAGAGUUGGCCAAGCCAGAGGGUACAGACAGCAGAGCACUGGGUUUGUGUGCAGGUGGCGGGUGAGUGCAAAGCAGCAGGCAAGAGCAAGGACAGAUAAAUAGGAUGUGCAAUCGUGGUCUCUGGAGGCAGGCUGAUACCAAGCAGGGCUGUGUAGGAAUUAUCAAUGCAGUGGCAGUCCCGCUCUGUUCUUGCACAGGAGGGGAGGGUGAGAAGAGGAGGGAAUUCAUGGUUACCCUGCAGUGGAAAACUGCCCAUAAAACGCCAAGAGCCUUUUGUCAAUAUAUACAGAGGCUUUACUGCAGCAGCCAAGUGUUCCUGUCCCACACAAAACCCAAAGAUGAAUGGGAAUGUUUCUGAAAGACACACAUAAGGUAGCAAGACGAAAAAGAGGGAUAGUAAGACAGAAGAGAAAUCUGGAUGACCUGCAUAGCUGCAGGAGAUCUGAGAGGGAAGAUAUGAGUUCUGUAACUUCAGCAGAACUUUCCGCAGAAUGUUAAUUCUAAGCUAAUAAUUGUAAUUUUCUGAUUCGUUAGUCCAGAACCUACUUUUAUAUAAAUGACCAGAAGCCUGUCAAUUUGGAGAAUCCAAUUAUGUUGACAUUUACCUUUUCCUGUUUCACAACAUUCUCCUCCAAACCCCUCAGCGUGUUCCUGGUACUUAUAACCUGACUCUGCACUCCCGGAGAACCCGGUGGGUGAGUUUCUCCGCUCACCUGCCUGAGGCUGCCUCGGGAACGCAGUGCUCAGCCCAGAGAGGAGCAGGCUUGAGAAGAACAGCGGGCCUGGUGCUCGAAAAGGAAUGGAAAAGCAACUCCAGGGGAAGGGAGAGCGGAAGCAGCAGCGUCCCCUCUCCGUCCAGCGGCCGGGGAUGCUGCGCUCCCCCCGGGGUACAUUCCCCAGCGCCGUUUGAGGCUGCUCAGCUCCAUAAAUGCCAUUUGCAUGGGGAUAGGAUGUAACAAGAGCUGUAAAUCACUGACGGCGGAGUGAACUCCUCAGGGGCAGACACGGCGGAGCCGAGCCUCCGCGAGCUGGGGCAACGUGUGAACGGUAUCUUUUGUUGGGGGGGAGGACUGAUAGCAAUUAGAUGAUACUUAUCUGGCCCUUUGAUGUGUAUUUACACAAACAACCUUUUCCUCCGGGAGUUGCGGUAUAAAGGAGAGGCCCGUGCUCCCCGACACCCUCCUUCCCGGCAUCUCCGAAGCAAGGCGGGAUGACGAAGGCCCCUUUCUCCGUGGAAUGGUUGUCCCAGAGCAGCCAAGCUCUCAAGAGCCCCACCGAGGGCUCUCCACACCGAGCAUCGUCCGCGGGCCGGAGCGAUCGGCAGGAGCAGCCGGCGGGCCCGCGGGACGGCAGCGGCGGCAGGAGCAGCAGGGAGCGUGUGGCGGCCGCUCCCGCCUCAGGUACCGCGACCACCGGGACGGCCCGGGGCUCCGGGCGGGCCUGGGACAUCCCCGGGCACGGCAAGGCAUCCUGCGCGGUGCCGCGGGGGCGGAGGAGGCGGGCGGCUCCCCACGCGGUGCCCGGGCCCGGCUGACCCUCUCCUCCUUGUCCCUGUCCGCAGGAGCCGGCGGGAGGCCAGCGGCCCAGGCCGUGCCCGAGGAGGGCCCCGAGUGGCCGGGCCCCGAGGAGCCGUGCGGGCGCGGCGGGCGGCGGCUCCGCACGGCGUUCAGCGCGGAGCAGAUCAGCACCCUGGAGAGCUCCUUCCAGCGCCAGCAGUACCUGGGCGCCGCCGAGCGCCGGCAGCUGGCCGGCAGGAUGCGCCUCUCCGAGGUGCAGAUCAAGACCUGGUUUCAGAACCGGCGGAUGAAGCUGAAGCGGCAGCUGCAGGAGUUGAGAACCGAGCCCUUCUGCAGCCCCGCUCUCCCUUACGGACCUCAGGGCGCUGUGCUGCCCUUGCCGCUCACGUACGUGGCCCGGCCUCCGCCUCUGCCCCGCCAAGGGGCUGCCCCCGAGGGCUUCCCUCUGGCCGCCCUGCCCGCACCCGCCCUGGACCUCAGCAGCGCCUGCAGAGCACAGCCUGUCGGCUUCUGGGCAGCACCCUGCUUUGUAGAGUACCGGGACCCCAGAGCUUUCUUGCUGGGUGUCUGACCCUCUGAUACGAACUCCGACUAAAGAGGAUUUGCACUACUGAUAGGUAUCUGGGCCGCCCGCGUCCGUAACUGCCUGGUGGAGUUA